Molecule: messenger RNA, 4656 nt
Organism: Saccharomyces eubayanus
Lineage: Eukaryota; Fungi; Ascomycota; Saccharomycetes; Saccharomycetales; Saccharomycetaceae
Gene: IRC20
Product: E3 ubiquitin-protein ligase IRC20
Exons: 1
Coding region: 1-4656 (1551 amino acids)
Biological process (GO): protein polyubiquitination; DNA damage response
Cellular component (GO): nucleus
Molecular function (GO): ATP-dependent chromatin remodeler activity; ATP binding; ubiquitin protein ligase activity
Source: RefSeq, a predicted model, not a curated record
AUGAGUGAUGGAGGCCUUCUUUCAGCAGCAAAGUACAACGUAGUUGUCGAAAGCUGCGAUGUUUUCUUAGAUAAAGACCAGUUUAGUUCAGCGGUACCACUAUUGCCGGCGCUAAGUCAGAAACAAGAGAAUGCUAUUCAAAAGUUGAUUAAAACCGGGAAAGAGCUGAUUGACGUGGCCUCGGUAAAUAUUGAAAUUUCAGAGAGUCUGAGCUUUGCUGAAGAUAAGAAAUACGCAUCUGGAAUUAAGGUCGAUGUAGAAAUGUUACCACGUGAAGACGAUAAAAAAGUUUCACUUAUCGUAUCAUCAGAUUCUGUAUCAUUGCUUCAAGUCGGCUUUGCAACGCAGAACAGUUCAAGGGAAGUAGUUGACGACCGGCUUCCCCUGAUCCUGGAUAUUUGUGCUCAUAAGAAUCAAGAAAAAAACUUGAAAGAACAGUUAGCAAAUCGGAAAUCCUUAGAGACAAGGCCGCCAAGAAAGAAAAGGAAGAAGCGUUCUGAUGCCAGCGACGAUGAAAAAUUAUUGAAAACCCGAAUACAUGAAUUGUCUUUGUCUUAUAAAGACUUUGAGUGUUCUCCAAUUAUUUUGAAGUACGAAGAAGCAUCUUCCAAAUGGGUGCUGUCCUUUACUUUAAAAUUGAAAUUCAUGAAAAAUAAAUUUAAUCGGUUUUCUCAAGAGACUAACCAAAUAUUGGAUUUAACGUACUCCGAUAGAGACGAGAAAGAAUUUGAAAAAUAUCACGCACAUACUCACAUUCAUACGAAAUUUAUUCAAAAGCAAUUUACUUCUCAGAUUUUGGAAUAUAGUAAAGAUAAGUUGUCAACGAUCAAGCCAUUUUUAGCCCAAUCUAUACCUAACCUAAAAGUCAAUCUUUUACCUUUCCAGCGAGAAAGUAUUGAGUGGAUGUUACUAAAGGAAGGUUACGGCACCUCCAUGAGUGGCAUGCCUGUAGCCGCCAGUGAAAUCGGGCUCAAAAAUUUUAUGAAUGAAUAUUAUGCAUACGGCUAUGAAUUAGUUGUACGCGGCAAUGGUGAGGUGGGACCAUCUCUAUUAUGGAAUAAAUUAACAGGCUAUAUACUCACUGUUGAUGACGCUGCACAUUUGUAUGACCAAUAUAGACAGAUGCAAAUGAACGACGACAACCCAAUUCACGCCAAGGGUGUGUUAGCAGAGGAGAUGGGCCUGGGUAAAACCAUUGAGAUUUUUUCACUAAUACUUCUCAACAGGAGAACGCUAAAAGAUCCGGAGGCAACGUUCGUUGACGACGAGAACAGAACAAUCAUAAAAACCAAAACAACUUUGAUCAUAUGUCCCAAUGCUAUCUUAAAACAAUGGCUCGAAGAAAUGGAAUUACAUACAAACGGUUUAAAAUGGUAUAAUUAUAAAGGAUACAAUGAAGUAAUGCGCCAUUGUAAAAGUGUGGAUGACGCAGUUCAAAAAUUAUCCCAAUACGAUGUCAUAGUUACCUCAUAUAAUGUCAUCGCGGCUGAGGUCCAUCAUGCCGAAUUUAACCGCAGUAUCAGAUCAAGAAGAUUGAAAAGUCCUAAAUACGACUAUUCCUCGCCACUAGCUUUGAUGCAAUUUUAUCGAAUUAUUUUGGAUGAAGUUCAGAUGUUACGUAGUUCAUCAACAUACUCUGCAAAAUGCACAGGUUUACUUCAUAGAAUACACACGUGGGGAGUUUCUGGGACUCCGAUACAAAACAUAGAAAACUAUAGAAUGAUCAUGUCUUACUUAAAGCUUCAUCCAUUUUGCGAUGAUCUGGAUCUCACUCAUACUCUUCAAGACGAAAUAAAACUGCGAAAUGAGGCCAAUGAUUAUACAGAUAAUAAGUUGGUAUGUCGAUUUAAGGGUGUGAGAUUUUCAAUAAAGGAAUGUAUGAAUAUGUUUUACAAAUAUGACCUCUGCAUAAGGCAUUCCAAGUCAGACGUUGCGUCCCAAAUCAAUAUUCCUCAACAGCAUAAUUAUAUUAUUCCCCUAGAAUUUGCACCUAUCGAGUGGGACAACUACUUGAAUCUUUGGAACAGUUUUUUAGAGUUGAGCGGUUAUAACUCAGAUGGUAGUGGGUCACCACGAGUAAGCAAUGCCUUUUUGAACGAAUGGUUGUCUAGAUUACGAUACAUUUGCUGUCAUGCACUAUUCCCAGAGAUUUUAAAUACCCGACAGAAGCGCCUCCAUGGACACUCGGCAAAAAUCUCGAAUAUCAAUGACAUAUUAAUUUCCAUGCGAAUGGACGCAUUUGACAGUUUAAUUGGCUAUUAUAGAGAAAGGUUCCAUUCAUCAAUCAAGCAAGCACAAUACGAACUAGAAAUAUCUAACGAGCCCUCAAAAGCACUUCAAUCAUUGACCAGGAUCCGAGACGAUCUAAAGAAUCACCUGAAUCAGAAAUUUGAAAUAAAAGAUCCAUUCGACAUUUCUUUAGAUUUCAGUGAUGACGAAUACGGGCAGGAAAAUUUAGAUCAAAAUGAAGGACGGACCACAGGUGACGAAAGCGGUAAACAAUUGAGCUCUGCGAAGGGUCAUGAAAGUAGCAGUGACGAGGAAGUAAUAUCAGACCAGCUAAAGAAGAGAGGACUACGUGCUAUGAUGAAUCUACUGCAUGACUGCUAUUUCUUUCUCGGCUCAAUCUAUUAUAAUUUGGGCUCACGUAAACUAGAAGAGGUUGAUGAUAAGAAUCAAAAAGAAAAGGUGAAAUAUUCGGAUGUUUUCCCAAAGUUAGAACUAGAAGAAAUUGAACAAAAUAGGCUUUUGGAACAAGAAAAUUACGCCAAUGCAGAAAUUUUGAGAAAAUCGAUUCUUUCUUCGGAGGCUCGAAAAGUUGAUUUAACCAUUGAAUCGGCCAGAACCAAGUUCGACCUCGCAAACAAUGUACCUUUACGGCUCAUAAAUAUUGACUUUGAUCAUAGAAAUGAUUACUCGUCUAACUUAGCGGUCUCUAGAUGUUUCAAGUUGCUAAGCAAGUUAAUACAAGCAUUGAAUGAGCAGUCGAAAAAUUUUAAUGAACUGCUAGAGGAAUUGCUCACUGCCAUCUACGAACCAGUUUACCAAACUGAAGAUGACCAUAUAAGUGAUAAGGUUAUUGGUGGAGAAGAAUACUCAACAUCAAUCGAUAGUCAAGAUAAAAUAUUCAGUCUCCUUGGUUGUUUGGAGAUAAUUUUACAGAAUAGGGAUAACACCUUGACUUCAGAUUCUGAAAUCAAAAUUCCUAAGAAUUUGGUGCCAGAAGGUACAAUAAUUUCAGAAUACCAAAGGCAGCUGUUAAAAAACUUGAAAUUGGUUUCAGGAACACCUUUACAAACUAUUUUUGACGAAUUAAAAAACAACAGAAUAGUAAGGCGCAUAUCCACGAAUAAUGAAAACGAACCCUCCAUUCAAAAUUUCGAAGAUUACUUGCUACAAUACGAAACAGAAAGUAAGAAGCUGCUCAAAUAUAAUAAACAGAUUAGGGAAUCCUUGAAAACUUUAGGCUCAAUAUACAAUGCUAAGACAGAGUAUUACGGUCAGCUACAAAGAAUUUCUGACUCUUUGGUAUCUUUACAUUCAUUGAGUUUGCCACAACUAAGUCAUUUAUUAAAAACUAUUAAAAAAUCAUUGGGUGGUGUCCUAGAUGCAAAAAUCAAUAACACCGAAUCAAGGUUAAUAUAUUUAAAGAAUUUGUCUAGGUUAAAGGAUACGAUAAACGAGAAUCAAGUUUUGAGUUGUUCGAUUUGUUUGGGUGAAGUUGAGAUAGGCGCUAUUAUCAAAUGUGGACAUUAUUUUUGUAAGAGUUGUAUUCUCACUUGGUUACGAGCCCACAGCAAAUGCCCAAUCUGUAAGAGUUUCUGUAGAACAUCGGAGGUUUACAAUUUUAAGUUCAAAAACACAAAGGAAAAAAUAGGAAAGGAAACUCAGGAGUCACAAAUGGACGGGAGUGAAUUAAACCAAGGUGCUUCUAGUGUUAAUUCCACAAUAUCUAAUGUAAGCGAAGUGGAGAAGCUGUUUGGGAAUAAGUAUGAACAAUUCCAUCAAAUCAACGAAGUGCAUCAAAUUCGCAUAAAGGAAAGUUUUGGUGCUAAGAUUGAUUUUAUCGUUAAACUAAUUUCUUAUUUGAGACUAAAAAGCGAGCAAGAAAGCGCUGAACCGCCACAAGUCAUUUUGUACUCACAAAAGACAGAAUACUUGAGAGUUAUUGGUAAGGUUCUAAAACUUUAUCACGUUGAGUAUUUGGCAUGUCUAUCCAAUACUGCCAGUGUCGGUGAAACUAUUAACGAUUUCAAACGUCAGCCUUCUAUUACUUGCUUACUUUUAAAUGUAAAGACCUUAGGUGCAGGUUUGAAUUUGAUAAACGCAAAGCAUAUUUUCCUACUAGAUCCUAUUCUCAAUAAUAGUGAUGAGUUACAAGCAAUGGGAAGGAAUAAUCGUAUAGGCCAAGAUAAGGAAACAUUUGUAUGGAAUUUUAUGAUAAAAAAUACAGUUGAAGAAAACAUUCUUCGGUAUAAAUGUAUACUAGAAGAGCGCAAAAGAAAGGAGAAGUCGAGUAAGAAUGACGGCGACGAUGACAGAGGAGUUGAUGGUGAUGAAGAAGAUAAUGAUGACGUAAAAUUUGAGAUAAGCGUAGGCGACCAAGAGGUCAGUAGUGAACACUUAUGGAAUUGCUUCUUCCACAGUAGUCAUUAG